Messenger RNA from Opisthorchis viverrini, 378 nucleotides. RefSeq lists its product as hypothetical. Bases 1 to 378 code for a protein of 125 amino acids. The record is from RefSeq and is a predicted model, not a curated record. NCBI's taxonomy places the organism in Eukaryota, Metazoa, Platyhelminthes, Trematoda, Opisthorchiida, Opisthorchiidae. The transcript is spliced from 2 exons.
AUGCCUAGAAACACAGGAUGUUUCAGAACAAUUGACCUACUACCUGAAGCUCUAAUAAGGUUAGACCUGAACGUUGACCUUAACGUCGAUGUACAUGCGGCUUUGGAAUGUAUUGGAACCGGUCAAGCUGAAAACACCACAACACCGCCACCAGUCGCAACUAACAAGGCUACGUUCACGGAUUCCCACUGGUUGAUCAGCAAGCACAGAGGAUUACCUGUCAAACGUAAUGCCCGCGUGCAAAGUACAAACGAAAUUUCCACGGUCAAUCUCAAUAAAAUUGAUACGCUGAACCGACGAGAAACCAAGCGUCGGUGUCAAGCCCUCAAUCAGUCUCAAAUUUUUCUGCGGGCAUCCUUGGAGUUCAUCUGUUCAUGA